Molecule: messenger RNA, 4680 nt
Organism: Cuscuta campestris
Lineage: Eukaryota; Viridiplantae; Streptophyta; Magnoliopsida; Solanales; Convolvulaceae
Source: the annotation of a GenBank genome assembly
GGCAUAUUUUCUCAAUUCUAAUUCAAAACAUAAUAUUAUGACAAAGUACCAAAAUAUGAAAGCCCUACUAUUCUGCACAUCCUAUUAUUUUUACAAACCUACUAAGUUAGAUUUAUAAAGUUAAGAUUGGUAAAUUUGGAGUUCCAUUGAGAUCAUGGUUAAAUUUCUAAAUCCCAAGCAUAGAGAUGGACUACAGCACACACAACUUAAGUACUGGUUACUAAUUUAUAGUCUUUAAAGGUUAGCCUUUACUUUAUCACUAAAGGAGUGCUUCCUUCUUCGGUUGGCAACGAGGCAAUAUGCAGUCCAGCGACACCCCAUGGAAGAAGACAGCUAUACGGCGAAGAAGUCUUCCCCAAUUACCAUGACGAUUGUUUCCGGAACUCAAACGAUGCAUGACGGCAAUCAGCCGCAGUUCCAACUGCGCUACACGGGCAAACGUCUAGAAGGCAGAUCAACAGGACGUUUCAAAGGAAUUCCCUCGGUCUCAUUCACCCAAGAUGACAUAUCGGAGCUUGCAUCCAGGUUCAAACUGGCGCUUGUGGGGAAAUUUCAGAAACGGCCUUCUUUUUCCUCUAUGAACACAUUUUUUCAAAGACUUGGUCUAAAGGGUAGAGUGGACAUAUCUGUUCUUCCUCAUCAACGCUUUCUUCUAAAUUUUAGUUCAGAGGAAGACUACCUGCGCCUCUUCCUUAGAAGGACUUGGCAGGUUUUUGGUUUCUUCAUGACCCUCACCAAAUGGAGCCCCUCUCUGUCGCAAGAAUCUGAAAAUCCGGGGAUGCCUAUCUGGAUAGCUUUCCCUGACCUCCCCAUUCAUCUUCAUGAUAGGAGAGCUCUCCAUCUUAUCGCAUCUACCAUUGGUACCCCCUUACAGGUCGACUCUUGUACUUUAAAUUUCUCCAGGCCUGCUUUGGCUAGAUGCUGUGUGGAAGUUGAUAUUUCCAACCUCCCUCCUCCAAAGGUCUUGAUUAAUCAUGUUGGUGAGGAACUUAUUUUUUCCUUCAUCUAUGAGAAUGUUCCCUCCUACUGCAAGGAAUGCAGGAGAACAGGUCACCAGAGGGAAGCGUGCAUGGCAAAAAACUCUGAUCGGAAAAGGGAUGAACCACCGGAGAAAGAGGCCCUGGUUUCACAGGAACACAAACACACUGGAAAAUGGCAAGUAGUAACAUCCAAAAAAGGUAAGGCCAAGGUGACUGACAAUCUUGAGUGGCGGGCCAAGAAAACUGAUUUUUCUGAACACCCCAAGAAAACUAAUGCAACUUGGGUAGAAGGUCCAGGUGAAUCCUCCAAAAACCCUAUAGAGAUACCUGUUUCACCCACCCCACCACUUGUUGAGAAGGUUGGGAAAAAUGGGACCUACUGCAUUACGGACCCUUAUAUCCUAUCAACACUCACUUUACGUCAUGUGUAUGAAAAUGUGCUUAGGGCCCCCAUCAUCAGUGAUUCCCAGCAACUUGUGGACAACUCUCUAGCUAUUGUCCCGUUCCAGGAGAAUCAGUUCCUCUCUCUCCCUGAAGAUGAACCACCGGAAGUUGGGUUCUUCACUGAAGCAAAAGAAAUUGAUGAAAAUAUUCAACACCUGGAUUACCUACUUGCUAUAGAGGAGUUCCCUCCUUUGCCACCCCCUUCAGUUGGCAAGGAAACCCUAAGAAAGUCCAAAGCUCCCAGUUCCAAAACAAAAGAAAGAAGCCAUGCCAUGAUCACCAGACACAUGGCCUCAAGUCAGAAAAGGCAGAAGCCAUCCUUGAAAUGGAUGAAUCUGAAAAAAAACCUCAUGGAGUUCAAGCUAGCUACAGCCCUUCUGCAGCAAGCUUUGAAAAAAGAGGAAUGUUUUUGGGCCCAAAAGGCUAACAUCAAAUGGAUCUCCCAAGGGGAUGCUUCUACUUCUUUUUUCCACUCCUAUGUAAGGGGAAGAAGGAACAGACUACAUAUCUCCUCUUUAAAGGAUGGGAGAGGAAACAUCCAUACCACUUUUGAUGAGAUAGAAAGGAUAACAGUGGAGCACUACACAAAGGUUUUCUACUCAAUACAUGAAGGGGAUAUGGGAGAAAUCCUAAAUCUUAUUCCUUCUUGUGUAUCUGAUCAAGACAACACUUUGCUCAGUAGCAUCCCAGCUGAGGAAGAAAUUAAAAGAACCAUUUGGUCUUUAAAUGCCAAUAGCACAGCAGGAUCGGAUGGGUUUAAUGGCUUCUUUUUCAAGAACUCUUGGGACACUAUCAAAACUGAUGUGUGCAUGGCAGCUCAAGAAUUCUUCAUAGGUGUCCCUAUGCCUAAAGCCUUUGGCAGCACACUCAUAACCCUCAUCCCUAAAAAUGAAGCAGCCAUCACCCUGGACCAGUUCAGGCCCAUCUCCCUAUCAACUUUUUUCAGUAAGAUUAUUUCCAGGAUUCUGAGUGACAGACUUAAAUUGAUCCUUCCCAAGAUUAUCUCCCAGGAACAGGCUGCUUUUCAGGUUGGGAAGAACAUUACUGAUCAUGUCCUCAUGACAAAAGAGAUGGUUCACUUACUCUCUUCAAAUGCAAGAGGAGGGAAAUGCAUUAUCAAGUUGGACCUCUCUAAAGCUUUUGAUAAACUCUCAUGGAAUUAUUUGGAGGGAAUCCUUUCCAAAUUUGGUUUCUCUCAACAUACCAUACACCUGCUCAUGGGAAAUCUGAAGGCAACACAUUUCUCAGUGCUUAUAAAUGGUCAACCAAAGGGUUUUUUCCCCAUGAAAUGUGGAGUAAAGCAAGAGGUACAAGCUACUGACCCUAUAACCCUACUCGAGGGACUCCAUGAUUCCAACAGCAACCCUUCAAUUCCUGUCUUCCCAUCUUUAUCAGAAGCAAAGGAGUAUACUCGGAGGAUGAAAAUCAACAAGUCCCCAGAAUUACCAAAAGCCAAGGAAACUCCCUUCUCCUACAAGGCAAUGGAUGAUUGUCUAUUCAAGAGCCCUGAGAUUGAUCUUGGCAUCUUGCUGGAACCCCUGCAGGCAGAAGGCACAAGGAAAAAUAUUGACUGUAAAUUUCAAUUUGGAUACCACUCAGAGGGAGAAGAAACAGAAGUGCUAACCUCCCUUACCAAAACCUAUAAACUUGAUUUUGUUGCUGUUUUGGAACCUAUGAUUCAGGAACAUAAAGUCAAUACUACUAGAGUUCAGCUUGGUUUCUCUAAUUGUGCUUCAGCCCUUAACAACAAGCUUUGGGUUUUCUGGAAUGGGGAUAGAUUCAAACUAUUAUUCUUUCAAGACUUUGGUCAAAUGUACACCUGUCACUUCUGGGAUAAUAACCUCAGCACCAAGUGUAGCAUCACCUCAAUUUAUGGCAAACACACUGGAAGUCAGAGAAAGGAACUAUGGAAGGACAUCUCUGAUAAUGUUAUCAGUGAUCACCUUUGGAUUGUAGGGGGUGACUUUAACACUAUUUGCUCCCUUGAGGAGCACCAAGGCCUAACCACCCCCACCCUGGCAGACAUGGCAGACAUUACAGACUUCAAAGACUGCAUUGAAGCCAUCCCACUCAUUUGCCCAGCCUUUGAAGGAGGGCUCAAGGCUACACUUAAAAACUGGAGCAGGGAAACAUUUGGUGACAUCUUUGAAGCUGUAAAGGAAGCAGAAUGUAAAGCAAUGAAGGCACAAGAAGAGUAUGAACAGAAUCCAGUUGAUAUCUUGAGAUCCAUAGCCAACAAAGCUCAAGCUGAUCUAAUUGUAGCCACUAACAGAGAAACCCUCUUUUGGAAAAAGAAAGCUAAUAUUAAAUGGAUGGAAUUAGGGGAUCAGAAUUCUUCCUUUUUCCACUCUUAUGUCAAGAGCAGAAGAAGCAACCUCAAGAUCAGAAGCAUUACAGAUGGCAAUGGAAGGAAAAAAAUGGAGGUAGAGGAGAUCCGAAAGGCAGCAGAGGAUUACUUUAAACAGGUGUUCAGCACUCACAAAGAAGUUCAUGCUCAUCACAUCUUGGAAUAUAUCCCCAACCUCAUCACCCCAGAGGACAAUUUCAUGAUGGGCAGAAUUCCAGAUGAAGUAGAAAUCCAAAAAGCAGUUUGGGAUCUUAGUCCUACUAGCUCAGCAGGCCCUGAUGGAUUCAAUGGCAGCUUUUUUAGAGUCUGCUGGAGUAUCAUUAAAGAGGAUGUCAUCAAGGCCACUCAAGAAUUUUUCCUAGGAGUCCCUAUUCCAAUGGCCUUUGGAAGCACUCUCAUCACUCUGAUCCCUAAGAAGAAAGUCUGUAUUAUUGCGUGGAACCUAUGGAAAAUGUAUAAUGCCGCGAUCUAUAGUGACGAUAGACCCUCCAUAGCUACCGCGCACAACCAAAUCAAGAAGAUGAUCCAAGGCUGGUGCUGGAUUCACAGGAAGAAGAGUUGGGCAUUAAAGGAUCUGGAACUAUUUGACCUAGGGUUUCAAACUAUCUGUUUGAGCGGGAGAAACCUUCAGUCCUACCAUGGGGGAUGAGUUGCAGCUCGAGUACACAUUGGGUAACAUAUUAAGAGGAAGAGGCUACAUGGUUUCUGCUCAACGGGGAAAAGGCACACAGGUGAAUCUUCAAAGGAGGCGCGGGAGACUUUAGGCACCCUGAUUUUUAUUUUUAUUUAUGAAUUUCUUUAUGUGGGUUAUUAAUGUAAAUUUGCUCGGUGGUCCCUUGUAACUUUCGGGGUUCUGGUCUAGUCCCCCCCGAACGUGGUGAUAGUUUUUAAUAAAUUUUGGUAAGGGUU